Messenger RNA from Umbelopsis ramanniana AG, 1330 nucleotides. RefSeq lists its product as uncharacterized. Lineage: Eukaryota; Fungi; Mucoromycota; Umbelopsidomycetes; Umbelopsidales; Umbelopsidaceae. The transcript has 5 exons. The record is from RefSeq and is a predicted model, not a curated record. The coding region runs from base 118 to 1281 and encodes 387 amino acids.
CUUUGUAUGGAGCGUCGGAUAAGUCAUAUGGUUUCGGCAAGGAAAGUGUCGUCAAAACUUAUAAAUUCUUCUUCGGACCGUACGACCUUGGUUAUAUAAUCUUGAAAGAUCAUCAAUAUGCGCUUUGAUGAAUAUGAAGCCGUCGAGCGAAGCUUUGAUGACGCGAUAUCAGAGAUUCGAUACGAAUAUUACAAUGAUUUAGAGAAGCGACAGUUGGCUAAUGGAUCUGAUACAGCAACGGGAAAAGGGAGUGUGGCAGAUGUCAGUAGUGAUAAGUUUCCAGAAGGUAUUUCCAUUAUUUUACGAUUAUGGGAUCAACUCAACCAUAGACGAUCUGGUAAAGACAGCGCAGAUUCAAGGGGUGAUUGGUAUUAUGAUACCAAUAGCGAUGGUGGAAAGUAUCGCGUGAGUAGGUCUGCACCUGGGCGAGGAAACUAUCCUCCACGACAUGCACCAUACUACCCCCCUCCAGGAGGAUCCUAUCGAUCCCGUGACGGCUAUGGAAGAGGUCCUUCACCCACUCGAGACUAUAGAGAUAGAAAGGACAGGGAUGAUUAUUUUCGAGAACGGCGCUAUGAUGACAGACGACCACCUCCUCCUCCCUUGUCGCCAGGUCCGGAUAUGCGGCGACGGCCGAGAGAAGACAGAAUACCACCACCUGGUCCUAGUGCGAGGUACGAUGAUCGUAGACGAGAUGGAUACAUAAGGUCGGAUGAACGGUUUCCUGGACGUGGCCCACCGCCUAGAGGACCCCCCUCACCUGAAAGAGAACAGCGGCAACAAGUUGGGCCAGUUCAUCCCAAUCUUUCUGGACGACCAAGUAGGAGUACAUAUGAGGCACCACCUAUGCCGGCUUUGCAACAGGCUCAUCUUCCAGAGACUCCAGUAGAAUCAAAUUAUGGAUAUGCAAAUAAUUAUCCUGAUGCUAACUCAGCAUAUGGUAACGGCUAUUAUGGACAAUAUCAAAACCAAAGUGCUAACCAUGCUUAUGGAUCCCAGCAAACGAUAUAUCCUACAUACCAAGGGCAAGGGGCCCAAGCGCAGCAGCAACAGUGGCCUCAACAGUUCAUGCCCCCCUUACCUCUGAAAAGCUUUGCUAGCCGAGAUUAUGGCAGGCAUUCAGCCUUACCACUUCCAACUGAUUUCAUGGCAGGCGCUAGUGAUGCUCCUAGAUUGUCGAUGCCUGAACCUCACCAGCAGCUGGGAGUAAUCAAGGGAGUCAUUAUCCGGGAUGCACAAGGAAAUAUUGGAUUAUCCAAUUACACGUUCAAUCCCUUGUAGUGAGCAAUGAAAAGCAUAAUAAUAAAGCAAAUAUAAUACACCCGAGAUA